CAUUUAUCCAUUUUAAUUUAUCAAUUGUGAUGCUCUACAUCUUGACGAUAAGAGGUUGAUCAGCUUAAAUCAGAGAAUUGGUAUGGCAGCAGAAACUAAAUCCGGUGGUUUGAAGCUCAAAGCCGGUGGUGGUGGGUCAGCAGCAGCGUCAUCUUCAAAGCCCAAGGUUGAUUCUUCUCCAUUACCAUCAUCAUCUUUGGUCAAGAAGAAAUCUGUGGAGAUAACUCCUAAACUAUCUGCUGCUGCCAAGGGUAAAGCUCUUUCCAAAACUGAGGUGAAGGUUAAUGCAAAGGUAACCCCAAGUUCAUCAAAAACUAUAACUAGAACUCGGGAAAAGAAAGUUUAUUCUUUGCCAGGACAGAAGUUUGAUAUUCCAGAAGAGCGGGAGCCGUUGAGAUUGUUCUAUGAGUCACUGUCAAGACAGAUUCCUUCGAGUGAAAUGGCAGAGUUUUGGUUGAUGGAACAUGGCCUGCUAUCACCUGAAAGGGCCAAAAAGGCAUUUGAGAAGAAACAGAGGAAGCAAAAGCAACUUAGGACAGGAACUCCUGUCAAGUCUCCUUUGCUGCCAUUAUCUAUUGGGAAUUCAAAGGAAACCCAAUUGGUCCCCAAAAAUGGUGAAAUAAAAGGAAAGCAACAAAUCAAAUACGACAGUGAUGAUGAUGAUGAUUUUAUUCUCAGUCCAAAGAGGAGAAAAAGGUAAGUAAGAAGAGAAAGGCUUCUGAAAAAUGUAAUACUAUAGGAAUUUGUAAUUCUGCAGUUUGAGUUGAGUUUAAUUGUUUUGUACCGUUGAGCAAUAUAUACACAUAUAUGACCAUUAAGUCGACAAAUUGAUUAAUAAAAAAAAUAUCCUUGGUUGGUUUCAGACUCAAGUGCACGAAGACCUCCAUUAUAAACAUAAUUUCAUUUUCUCUCCUUAAUUGAUAUAGAUGCUGUUGAUUGG
This is a messenger RNA of Cuscuta epithymum, 940 nucleotides long. NCBI's taxonomy places the organism in Eukaryota, Viridiplantae, Streptophyta, Magnoliopsida, Solanales, Convolvulaceae. The record is from the annotation of a GenBank genome assembly.